CUCAAGAAGUUUCAUUUCGUGGAAGACCUUUUUCUGGCAAAGUUAUUAACUUACCGGACUCACAUUGUGGUGUGGUUUUUCUUGAAACAUUGAAGCCAAAGUCAUUGAAAGCAGAAAGAAAAUUUCAUGCCAUUCGAAAUUUUCGUUCUUUCACUUACUGGAAUUGGGAUAAGCUACCAUCAAAGAAUGACCCAUUGAUGAGUGCUUUGGAUUGGUUGGACAUCUCUGAAGCGAUCCAUUCACCUGUCAAUGAGCCCAUAACAUGUGAUAAGCUCUCAGUUGAAAGUAAUGAUGAGGACAAAGAGAUGAAGUGUAAUGGUGAAGAAACAAGAGAAGAAUAA
Bemisia tabaci is the source of this 341-nucleotide messenger RNA. Lineage: Eukaryota; Metazoa; Arthropoda; Insecta; Hemiptera; Aleyrodidae. The record is from RefSeq and is a predicted model, not a curated record.